Salvia splendens (bonfire salvia) is the source of this 2720-nucleotide messenger RNA. RefSeq names its product putative late blight resistance protein homolog R1B-16. NCBI's taxonomy places the organism in Eukaryota, Viridiplantae, Streptophyta, Magnoliopsida, Lamiales, Lamiaceae. The record is from RefSeq and is a predicted model, not a curated record. The transcript has 6 exons. Gene Ontology annotation, molecular function: ADP binding. The coding region runs from base 41 to 1615 and encodes 524 amino acids.
GCUGAACAAGUUUGUCAGUCGGGAUUUACUUUGCCGGAUUAUGUUUGGAGAAGAGGAUUGUCCUGGUGAAUUGCAAGAGGUAGUAGCUAAGAUUGGGAGUGAUUGUAGUGGGCUUCCUCUUGCCAUUCAUGUGAUUGCAGGGCUCUUGUCAAAGGUUGAAAGGUCAAGAGAUGUCUGGGAGAAUGUUUCAACGGAUGUAAAAGCUUCAAUUGUUGAAUCGAACAAGCAUUUCUCAAAUAUACUUUUCUUGAGUUAUAACCACUUGCCGUUUCACUUGAAACCAUGUUUCUUAUAUAUGGGAGCUUUUCCAGAAGAUUACAUAAUUAAGGGAUCUAGACUUAAGAGUUUUUGGAUAGCCGAGGGAUUUGUGAAAUCCAAUGGAGAUAAGAGUUUGGAGGAAGAGGCCGAGGAUUACUUAAAAGCUCUGGUGGAGAGGAAUCUACUUUUGGUUAGACGAAAAAAGCACAAUGGGAAACCAAUGAGCUACUCAAUCCAUGAUCUUUUGAGGGAUCUAUGCAUAAGGAAGGCUAACGAGGAAAAGUUUUUAAACCUCAAGGAUUCCAUGCAUCGUGUAAGCGUUCACUCGUUUUCUGAAAUAGAAGUGUGCGCUUCACCACAAUUGAUGUCCCUUGCUCGAUCUUUUAUAUGCACUGGGAAGAAGAUUGCAUCUACUGUAUUUUCCAUGUUAAGAUUGGUUAGGGUGCUAGAUGUAAUGGGAAUCGAAUACAAAGAGUUCCCAGAAGAAAUACUUCAACUUAUCAACCUACGCUACUUAGCUUUCUCCUGCACUUCAGGUUUACCUAUUGGAAUAUCGAGAUUGUGGUAUCUGCAAACCUUGAUUUGUAAGCAAGUAAUGAUGCUUAGUUUACCUUCUGAGAUAUGGGAGAUGUCCGAGUUAAGACAUUUGAGGUCAGAAACAAUAAGUAAAAUUGGGAACGGAUACAAGAUAAGAUUUGUUCAUACGAAGCUGCAAACAAUUUUCCUUGUUUGGAUAACUCCUUCAUUGAUUAGGAGUGGUUUCUUUGAGAUCAUCCCAAAUAUCAUAUGGUUAGGAAUCUAUUACAUCCACUCACCAGACAUUGAGGUUGAUCUUAGCCAUCUUCACAAACUUGAAAAUUUAAGAUGCCAAUCUGAGUUGGAUAAAGUUGGUAGCUGUUUCCUGAUCAAACUCAGAUUUCCAUAUAGUAUUAGAAAGUUAACUAUAGUUGACUGUGUACUAUUUCGGCGUUUCUUGACAACACUAUGUGCAUUACCGAAUCUGGAAGUGCUCUAUAUAUGCAGAUGUGUGUUCGAAAGAGAUGCACAGGCAGAGGAAGAAGAGUGGGAGGUGACAGAAGGAGAUGAAUUCCGCUCGCUGCAGCAUCUGAACCUCCAGCUCUUAAAUAUAGUGCGUUGGAGAGCCAAGGAGACCAAUUUCCCUAAACUCCGGGAGCUGCAUGUAGUCAAAUGCAAUGAGCUUGAGGAAAUCCCCUGCGAUAUUGGUGAUAUCCCAACACUCCAAGAAAUUUACAUACAUGAAUGUGGCACUUCUGUCAUCGCCUCAGCACUACAAAUUCAGAAGGUGCAGCAAGAGGAGUACGACAACUACGACCUCAAAGUGCUUAUAGAAUAUUAGAAGUGAAAAGAUUUCUGCAACAGGAAUAGUUUCAGCAGAAUCACUCUUGGCUCGGGCUAAACAUAUGUAGUGCAAUAAAAGCUGCUGUUGCUGCUCUUUCAUUUAUUGCAAUAUGCUCCUAAACAGCUCGUGAUUAUAAUGUGUUUGUCACACUUGUUAGUAUUUCGUAGUUUCUUGACAACUCUAUGUGGACCGCCGAAUCUGGAAGUGCUCAAUAUAUGGAAUUGUGUGUUUGAAAGAGAUGGAGAGGCAGAGGAAGAAGAGUGGGAGGUGACAGAAGGAGAUGAAUUUCGCUCACUGCAGUUUCUGAGCAUCAUUUCCUUAAAUAUAGUGCAUUGGAGGGUCAACAAGACCAACUUUCCUAAACUCCAGGAGCUGGAUGUAAUCAGAUGCAAUGAGUUAGAGGAAAUCCCCUGUGACAUUGGAGAUAUCCCAACCCUCCAAAAAAUUUCAGUAUAUAAAUGUGGCUCUACUGUAGUUGCCUCAGCACGAAAAAUUCAGAAUGUUCAGCAAGAGGAGUACGACAACUAUGACCUUAAAGUGAUCAUACGACGUUAGAAUACAAAAGUUUCAGCAACAAGCAAGAAUCACUCGUGGGUCGAGUUAAACGCAUGUACUGCAAUAAACGCUGCUGCUGCUCUUACAUCGCUUGCAAUAUGCUGCUAAAUGUCUCGUGAUUGUAAUGUGGUUGUCACUUUUGGAUGACGUUGCCAUCACAUAUGGUGCGGAAUUCUCAGAGGCUGUAGAGCAGAAGCAAGUGGCCCAGGAAGAGGCGGAGAGCAGGAGAGAAGGGCUGCUAUUAUUCGGGCUGAGGGUGAAAGUGAGUCCGCUAAGCUGAUUUCUGAUGCAGGGGAUGGGGUUGAUUGAGUUGAGGCAGCAAAGGAGAAUGUAGCAUCCAUGGCCAGGAAUGGGAAUGGGAAUGGGGUUUAUCUUGACAAAGAUGUCAUUUGAUGUUUCAAGUUAUUAUCAAUGUAUCCAUUCCUGUUGAAAUUCACUUGCAUGUGGUUUGUAUUGUUAAAUCAUGACAAAAUUAAUAUUCAUUCGUUCGUGAAUAAUUGACACUGAAUUUUACAUUCCAACUAAUCAAUUAAUUGUGGACAGGAGA